AUGAUUGUCUACUUGCUCUCAGUAGCUCUGCUGCUGCUCAUUCUCGAACCUCUAUUUACGUAUUAUUGGGAUUCUAAAAAGCUUCGCCGUUUCCCCAAUGCUAGUUUCUUAUCUGGAAUAUCCGACAUAGGCUACAUCCUUAAGAGAUACCGCGGGUUUCGAUCAAAAGAGAUUCACGAAAGCCACCAGGAGCAUCCAGUUGUCCGUGUUGGCCCCAAUACGCUUUCAUUCUCCACGCCCGAUGCCAUCAGGGCUAUAUACGGACAUAACACCCCAUGUCUCAAAGGCGGUACCUAUGUGACAGCAGCUGGUACGCAUCCAAGCUUGCUCGACGUCGUGGAUAAGCAAGAACAUGCUCGUAAGCGCAGGAUCUUAUCGCAUGCCUUUGCUACCCGGAAUCUCGAACAGUGGGAGUUCAAAGUCACGGACAAAGUUCAAAAACUCGUCGCACAAUUUGACCUUCUAUGCCACGACAAAGAAGAAGCAAUUGUUGACUUUCGAAUGUGGAGCAACCUCUUUACGAUUGAGGCCAUUGCGGAUAUUGCGCUCACGGUUAAUUACAUUGACUGUCUUCACUCUGGAAGGCGGGCAACGUCAAUGUUGAUUUGGUCAACGAAAUGGUUCUUGUCUUGGCGAUUUGUGUUGAAAAAACUUCCGGGUUUCUUCCAGACCCAGUGGCACAAAGGCCAAGGCUUUGAUGAGAUGGUACGGUAUCUCGUUCAACAGCGCCUUCGACGACACGAAAACGGAGAGCAAUUGGAAGAUUUUGUGGGGUGUCUCUUUCAAGAUAAGCAUGGAGACGCUCGAAACCUAGAGAUUGCCGAAAUUGAAGCCGAGGUGGCGACAUUGUUGGAUGCAGGGUCCGAUACAACCGCGAUUUCUCUAACCCACGCCAUGUAUUUCUUAAUGAAGACUCCGGCAGCAUUGUCUCGACUCCGUGAAGAAUUGCAUGUUGCAUUGGACGGUAGCCAGGAAGUCGCCAAAUAUGCUACUGUGAAGAAUCUACCGUAUCUACAUGCUUGUAUCAAUGAGUCGUUGAGGCUGUUGCCACCAGUUGCGUUUGGCUUAAACCGCAUGACACCACCUGAAGGGCUCACAAUUGACGGCACCUGGAUCCCCGGAAACACUCUUGUAGGUGUACCGGCGUAUACGGCCCAUAGAAGUCCUCUAUUCUCAAACAGCGAGCAAUAUCAGCCGGAAAGAUGGUUGGAAGAUGACAUCAAAGAGACUCAAGGGACAUUUAUCCCUUUUAGUACGGGGGCCAGAGGUUGCAUUGGUCGAAACAUUAGCUACAUUGAGCAAACGGUGCUCUUGGCGACUCUUGUUCAGCGCUACGAUCUCAGUCUUGUGGAUCCCGAGGGAAAUUUGGACCAUGAGGAGGCCUUUAAUCUUUGGCCUGGGCCACUGUCAUUACAGAUUAGACGUAGAGAGAAUUGUUAA
Molecule: messenger RNA, 1440 nt
Organism: Trichoderma breve
Lineage: Eukaryota; Fungi; Ascomycota; Sordariomycetes; Hypocreales; Hypocreaceae
Product: cytochrome p450 domain-containing protein
Exons: 3
Coding region: 1-1440 (479 amino acids)
Molecular function (GO): heme binding; monooxygenase activity; oxidoreductase activity, acting on paired donors, with incorporation or reduction of molecular oxygen
Source: RefSeq, a predicted model, not a curated record